Molecule: messenger RNA, 2589 nt
Organism: Plasmodium coatneyi
Lineage: Eukaryota; Apicomplexa; Aconoidasida; Haemosporida; Plasmodiidae
Exons: 2
Coding region: 1-2589 (862 amino acids)
Biological process (GO): rRNA processing
Cellular component (GO): nucleus
Molecular function (GO): RNA binding
Source: RefSeq, a predicted model, not a curated record
AUGAACGAUAAUUCAAUCAAAAUAAAUGACAACACGUUAAGUGUGGAAAGCUGGAUAGAGCACCAAACGAUAGGGAAUGAUGAAAAUGGGGAAAAGAAUCUAAGCGAAAGGAACAGAGGAACGAAGCAUAGCGACUCGGAAAGCAGAGCACAAAAAAAGGCAAGUAGAAACAAGGAAGAUCUGAAGAGACAAGAUGAAAACGACAGCGAAAUGGCCAUCGAGAAAGAAAUCAACAAAAUAAAUGAAUGUGCUAAUUGCACCAAUUUGGAUACAACGAAAGAUUAUACAAUUAUUGUGCCCCCAAGGAAAAAAAUGAGAAACAUGACAGAUGAAGAGGUCCAAGGGGGAAGUCAAAACAGUGGAAAGGCCAACGGGGAGGAGACUUCCCUUCCCCCCGUGAAUGGCCAAAGUAGUGAACAGGACAACAUCACGGAAUCGCUGCAAAGCAGUUCCUUCGAUUUGAAGCGUAAAAAAAAGAAGUUAAAAAAGAAGAGCAGUUGCGAUGGUAGCCAUGGGGAGAAUGGCCAAGGGGGAAAAAGUGGAAAAAAUAAACCCAAAGGAAAAAAUGCACAACGUGAGAAGAAGUAUGACCAGACGGUCGACCAGUCUAGCGAUGAGGGAGGCGAUGGAGACAGCAGCGAAGAAAACGGCGAAGGAAGUGACGAUCAGAGCAGCGGUGGAGAGGACGACGUCAGCAACUCCCUUACCAAGAAGAAAGGCAAAAAAACGGAUAAGCAGAAAACACGCAACAUGUUAAGGGAAAAGCUAAACAAAACGAAGAAAAUUAACUUUAAAAAGGAAAAGAAUAACACCAAAAUGGAGAAGCAGAGGUAUGCCAAGUAUAAGAGAAGUAAGGAAAAUAUCAAGAUGACCUUCGACGUGACCAGCCGCUUUACCGUCCUAGGUUGUGACUGGGACAAUAUAUCCAGUGCCGACAUUUUCUACCUCUUUGAUAAAAGUAGAGCUGUGAAGAAGGUCACUAUAUACACCUCUAAAUAUGGGGAAAAGAAGCUCAAACAGGAGAAAAAACAUGGCCCCAAAAUUAAUUUAGACAUUUUAAAGCUGAAGAGGAAAGGAGACGGAGCUGUGUAUAGGCAGAACAACUUUCUAGAUUACUUUCAGGAUGAAGAGGGUGAUGAGGUAGAUGAGGGGGAUCUAAGCUCAAGCGAGGACAGCAAUAACAGCGGAGGCGCCGAACAAAGUGUCAAUAAUGACGAGAGCGUCGAAAGUGACGGAAGCGAAGACCUGGACGAUAGUGCCGAUCAGGACGACAGCACAGGCGAUGAUGAAAGUGCCGACUCGGACAGCAGCACAAGCGACGGUGCAAAAGGUAAGAAGGCGAAACUUAAAAAAAAAAAAAACGAGCAAGCCAAUUUGCACAGCAACCUCAGUGCCGACGAGGAGGAAGAAAAUGAAAAAAUCCGACUAUACCAAAUCCAGCGAUCAAGAUACUAUUUCGCAGUAGUAGAAUGUUAUAAUAAAGAAAUAGUAGAAUUUUUAUAUGAAGAAUUAAACGAUAUGGAUGCAGAUUUUUGCAUCAAUUAUUUAGACCUUAGAAUAAUUGAUGAUAACUGCUCUCUUGAUGAUUAUAAGGUGAAGGAGACGUGCAAUAAGAUACCUGAUAAUUACCAAUUCCAUUAUAGCGUCAGUACACCGUUAAAACAUACGCAUGCCAAGUCAACAUGGGAUGAAAAUCCUAAAAGGAAAAAACUUCUGUCCACGAGGUUUAGUGAAGAGAAGUUAAGGGAACUCGACCUGAAGGAAUAUCUAGCUAAUUCUUCAUCCAGCGAUGGGGAGGAGGAGGAGCAGCAGAAUCGCAACGAGGAUAAUUCACCACUUAACAAAAGGGAAAAAGACAACAGGGAAUAUUACAGAAAGCUCCUCCUUGGCGAUUGGUUAAACGAAGAUGAUACACAAAGUGGUCAGAAGGAAGAGCCCAAUUGGGGAGUGGCCAAUAAUAGUGGCAAAGGUACACUUAGAGACGACGUCAACAAAAAGAACCUCUCCAUAUACAUGGACGAAAUGGAGGAAGAUUUUGCAUCCAAGGAGGGAGUGAUCAAUUUGUCGAAAGAGGGAAUUUUUGCCUCGAAUAAAAACUCUGGUGGAAGCAUAACGAACGAGUUAACCGAAAGUUACCAUGAAAAAGGUGGUGAAAAAAAUAAGCGUAAAGCGCAAGCAAGCAACACUACCAACGCUGACGAUAGCGACAACGAAAACGAAGUCGUACAAGUUUUCAAAAACAUGCUAAAAAGUAAGGACCAAAAGGAAGAAAAGAAAAAUCCGUGGGACAAGUACCUAGAUAGGGUGAGACAGAAAAAGAAAUUAAAGAAAAAGGCCUAUUUGGAAUCCCUAAAAAAGAAAGAUGAAGAAAUAAAAAAAAUCAUAACGAAAAAAACAAACAAAAGAAAAAAAGAUGUCAUGUUUAAAGGCCACGGAGAAAACCUCCUAGAAAAAGUAAAUGAUGGCCACCUAAUUGAUAGUAGAUUUGCUGACUUGUACAAAAAUAAAGAUUUUAAUUUGGAUAUCACAAACCCGCACUUUAAGAAGACCAAAUUUAAUGAAGAAAUCCUUCAGAAGAAGAAGUUAUAA